GCGCGUGACGUCAGAGCUCGGGUCGAGCGGUCGGCCGCAAGUCCCGGGAAACCGUCGGCCGGGUCUAGCCGAAGCGGAGCGUCACGGACUGGACUCGGCUCGGGGAGAGCUGCGGGAACCGGAGCCGGAGUUAGAAUUGACUGGACCGGACCGGAGCCGACUGGACUCGGGCCCAGCGGGAGCGGGAACGGGAGUAGGCCAAGGCUCAGGCCCGGUGGGAAUCAGGAGCAGCGGAGCGGACCCGGGACUAGCCGGGACCGGACUAACUCAGGCCCAGGCCCAGGCAGAGGCCCAGCGGCGUGGGAGCUGCCACAGAUCACCCCGACACAAUGGCGGUGCACAGGACCAAGGCCGAGGCCCUGGUGAAAUGGGUUAACAGUCUUAAAUUGUCGGAAGAGGUCGGGAAUCUUGCAGCCCUUGGGGAUGGUGUUGUCUUCAUCCACAUAGUGUGCAGACUAAAUGGAAAAGAAAAUGCAUUGCAGAUAAUUGAAGACAAGUCCAUUGAGGAGAGAUUCCAGUUCAUCUUCAACUUUUUACAAAGUGCUGACGUUAAGGAGAAUCAGCAAGAUCGGUGCAGGUACAACCCUGCUGCUGGAAGUGCCGUGUCCUUGCAGAAGAUCCUACAUGGCGAGGAUAUUGAGCUUGAGAUGGCCAAGGUGACUGUUCUGCUUCUCCACCUCCACACCAUGGCCAGACAAAACCCACGUGAGUUUGAGGAUCUUGACAUAGAAACCCAGGGUGAGCUUGUGGGCAUUCUGCACUUUGUGCUGGAUAAUGAAGAAGAAAUUCACAUGGACAAUACCCUGGCCACGUUUUUGCAGAGUCGAGCCUUGUCCCCAGUGGCUCAUCAUCACAGCUCCAGUUCAGAUGAAGUCACCACUCCAAUGUUCAGUGGGAAACUCGGACACAAGACCCAGUUUGUGGCACCGAAGGUGUACAGUUGUGGCCCCUCCACCUCCCCGACAUCGCCGAUGCGCGACUUCAUGCGGACGCCGCAGGUGCAGGUGCGACGGUUGAAGAGGCAGCUGGCCGACGCGCGGAUGCUUCGCGACGACUUGGAGAUAGAGCUGACGGACACUCGCAAGCUCAUCACCGAGAAAGACACACACAUCUCCAUCAUGCAGCAGAAGGUCGACCGGCUGGUGAGGUUGACGGAGAGACAGGCGUCCGAGGAGCAGCCCAACGAGCUGGGCAACCUGCAGGAGAAAUGCGAGAGUUUGUUGAACAGACUGCGGGAUACCCAGAAACAGUGUCACGAUCUGAAGACGGAAAAAAGUCACGCCGAGAGAAAAAGUGAUAAACUCGAAGAGGAAAAUGGCGACCUAUCGUGCAAGGUCCGUGACUUGGGCAGCCGGCUGGCGCAGUCACAGAAGGCCCUGAACGACCUGGCGGAUGAACACGAUGCAGCCAUGCCCCUGUGGGAGGAGAAACGCACCCAACUGCAGAGCGACCUACACGUGGCCCUGUCGGAUAAAAAAUUGAUGGAAGAAAAGAUACAGAUAUUGGAAGGGAAGAUAUCAUUGAUGGAGGACCAACUGAAGGAGGCAGGCGAAGGUUCGAGUGGGAUGAGAGGCGAGGUGAUGGCUGAUGUUCUUCAGGUGGAAGCCCUGAAGCUGGAGGUGUCGGAGCUGACGGCCAAAGCCACUGAGCUGGAACAGGAGAGCACCUUCCACAAGGAGGAGAAGGGGCAGCUGACUGAGACCAUCGACGGCCUGAAGCAGUCCAUCUCCGAGCUGCACGAGCAGAAGGAGAGGCUGCAGCUGACGGCCCAGGAGCAGGCGGGCAAGCUGGCCGGGCAGCUGGGCACCCUCAACACCGAGAUCAUGAAGGUGAACAACUCGCUGGUGCAGAAGGAGCUGGAGCUCGAGGAGGAGAAGCAGCUGCGGCAGCAGCUGGCGGCGGAGUCGCAGAGCAGGCAGCAGGACGCGCAGCAGGCCGUCCACGAGCUGCGCUCCAAGCUGGAGAAGCUGGGCCAGGCGUUGCGGGCCAAGGAGGAGGCGCUGCACGGCUUUGAGCGGCAGCUGGAGGCGGAGCGGGAGAGCACGCUGCAGCAGAUGAAUGCCCUGAAGCGCGAGUCGGAGAGGAUCUGCCACGAGAAGACGUCGGUGGUGACGCAGUACGAGCGGCUGAAGGCGGACAAGGAGAGCGAGAUGGGGCGGCUGAACCAGCAGAUCCAGGUUCUGGAGGGCACGCAGCUGGGCAUCGAGCACCUGGAGAAAGAGCGCAACGAGCUGAUGUACAAGGUGGAGAUGCUGGACACCGAGGUGGCCGAGGUGACGUCCAAGAACCAGAGCCUGCAGUCGGCCUGCGACGCCCACACCCAGAGCCACUCGGCCGAGGUGGCGGCCCUCUGCCGGCGGCUGCAGGAGGCCGAGGCCGAGCUGGAGAAGCAGCGGGGCCAGGCGGCGGGGCUGGACGAGGCCCUGCGCGAUAACCAGGCGCUGCGGGAGCAGCUGGCCGCCCUGCGCGGCCGACUGGACGGGCUGGAGAGCGAGAAGCAGCGGUGGGAGGAGAGGCGGGCGGUGGAUGCCCAGGCCAGCAGCCGGCUGGCCCAGGAGCUGAAGGGGGCGACGGAGGAGCGGGAGCGGGCCCAAGCCCGGCUGCGGGAGCACGAGGCGGCAGCCGUGGACGAGGGCAGGCAGUCGGAGCAGAAGGCCGGGGAGCUGCAGGCGCAGCUGUCCGCAGCCAGGGCGGCGCUGGAGGAGAGCGGCAAGGAGGGGGAGAGACUGCGCCUGAUGGAGGCCUCGUGGAAGGAGAAGAUGGAGGCGGCGCGGAGCGAGGGGGCGGCGCUGGAGCGCAUGGUGGAGGAGACCAGGGAGAGGGGCCGGGCGGAGCUGGCGGAGGAGAAGGCCAGGAGGAGCGAGCUGGAAGCCCGGGCCAGGCAGCGGGAGGUGGAGGAGGAGGGCAGCGUGCGGCUGCCGCAGAGCGAGCUGGAGUUGCUGCGAGAGAGGGCCGCGCUGGAGCCGCAGGCCCGGGCCCAGGCUGCCGGCUGGCAGGAGAAGCUGGAGGCCGCCCAGCGGCUGUGGGAGGAAGAGUCGGCCCGGAACGCUGCCGUGCGGGAGCAGGAGAGGCAGGAGCUGGCCAGGGCGAGGGCCGAGAGCGAGGGGCUGCUGCGCUGCGGCACCAGGCGACUGGCCGAGCUGCAGGAGGCCAGGGACGCGGCCAGGGAGGCCCAGGAGGCCAGGGAGAGGCUGCAGGCUGAGCUCACGGCCUUGCAGGGCCGGCUGGAGGAGAUGAAGGGGGCGGAGAGCCAGCGGCAGUCCCGGGAGGAAGGCGAGAGGGAGGAGAAGGGGAGGGCGCUGGGCGUGCUGCAGGAACAAGUCAGCAGCCUGCAGAGCGAGCUGGCGUCGGUGCUGGCUGGCACCGCCCAGGUCAAAGCGCAGGACGAGGCUGCGAGGGAGCAGCUGCAGAAGCUGAAGGAGCAGUGGCGGGCGCAGGAAGUGGAGAUGGGGAAGCUGCAGGCCCGGGCGCUGGCAGCAGAGGGGGAGCUGGGCGAGCGGAUCGCAGGCCAGGACAGCGAGCUGACGCGCCACACUGGCCUGCUGGCUGACAGGGAGAGCCAGCUGCAGGAGCUGGGCCGCAAGCUCGCAGCCAGCGAGGAGCAGUGCCGCCGCCACGGGCAAGAGGCCGCCGCCGCUGCUGAAGAGCUGCGCUCCUCCCCGCCACCUGUGCCAGGAGCGGGCGACGGAUGCAGAGGUGCUGCGGGCGCAGCUGGCGAGCUGCGGGGCAAAUGUGACAGCCUGGCCCUGCGGGAGAGCGAGGCGGGGGAGCGCUUCACGGCACUGAAGGAGCAGCUGGGCUGCCUGCAGCGGGAGAGGGAGCGGCUGGCAGCGUUGCAGCUGGAGCUGCAGUCCUGGCAGGGCAAGUGUGCGGGGGAGCAGCAGGAGAGCGCCAGGCUGCGGGAGGAGCUGGCCGCAGCGGCGGAGAGCGGUUGCCGGCUGCAGGAGGCGCUGGAGAAGCAGCGGGAGGCGGCCAGGCUGCGGAGCGAGGAGCUGCGGGCGGAGAACGAGGCGCAGCGGCAGAGCGUCGAGAGCCUGCAGCAGCGGCUGACGGCGGAAGAGGAGCGCCAGUGCCGGUCGGGCGAGGAGCUGGAGCGGCUGCGGGCAGAGCUGGCCGCGGCCCAGGGGCAGUGGCGGGCCGAGGCAGAACGGCUGAGGGAGGAGGCAGGGCAGCUGCCCGCCGCCCAGCAACAGUGCACGGAGCAGGCCCAGGAGGUGCAGCGGCUGCAGCAAGCCCUGGGCGAGGAGGCAGCCAAGGCCAGCGCCAGGCUGGAGGCCGAGCUGGCCCAGGCCCAGGAGGCCCACAGCCAGCAGCUGCAAGCCCUGACCUCCCGCCACACGGAGGAGCAAGAGGCCGGCCGCCAGCGGGAGGAAGAGUCGCGGAGGAGGGUCGACGAGGUGAGCGGCAAGUACGAGAAGGCCAAGAUCAAGUUAAUGGACGAUCGCCACAGGUUCCAGGAGGAACAACAGCAGCUACACACACAGGUUGCAGAUCUGAAUCAGAAGCUGUCCCAGCACGAUAUCACGGCUAAAACUAAGCUGCAGAAACUCGUGGCUCGCGAUAACGAAAAGCAGGAAAAGCUGGAGCAGCAGGUGAUGGAGUUGAACUCACAGCUGAAGGAGAAGGAGGAGGUGAUGCAGCAUGUCAAGGCCCAGCUGGACAAGGCAAAGACUCACUACGACAGCAAGAAGCUGCUGAGUCUGGAGCUGGCGGAGAAGCUGGAGGCGCGCGAGAAGAGCGUGGCCUCGUUGGAGCAGCAGCUGGCCGCAGCCACGCAGGAGGGCGCAGAGAUGCAUGCGCAGUCCGAGCGGCUGCGGGCCGAGGCACAGCAGGCCGUCAAGGAGGCGAAGGAAGCCAACCAGAAGAGCGUGACCCUCUCCGCACAGGUGGAGUACGCCGAGCGGCAGCUGCGGGAGGUGAACAAGUCGCAGGCGAGCGUGGUCAUCACCAGGAGGUCGCGCAGCAACACCGACCAGGGCUCGGUGCAGGCGGGCGACUCCGAGGCCGAGUUCAGCAAGGACAGCAUGGAGCUGAGUGACCUGGACGAGUCGGCAGUGGUGGCCUGGGACAGUACAGCAGCCAGGAGGGGCAAGGCGGGCUACAAGACCCCCGAGGUGAAGAGGAGCGACUCUGUGGUUGUGCAGAAGCUGCAGGGGAAGAGGGAGUCACUGGAGUCGCUGUACUUCACGCCACUGCCCCAGCACAGCCACUCCAACAUGGACACCAGCCUGGGCUCCCUAGGGUCACUGUGCCUCGACUCGGCCAAGAAGACCCGCUCGGGACGCAAACGUACCACCCAGGUCAUCAACAUCCUCAUGACCAAGAAGCAGAUGGUGGAGUUCGACGAUGAGCCCAGCACGUCGCGCAGCUCAGCCUCCAUGUUGUUGGCCCAGCCCUCGUGCUCCCAGCCCAGCAUGGCCGGCCAGCAGCCUCCGCCGCUGCAGUUGCCGCCGGCGUCCCGCGGUCGCUGGAGGAGCCGCACCCCGUCGGCGAGCUCGCUGCACGCCACCCAGCGCUCCACCUCACAGCAGUCGCUGGACAGCAACGCAGAGGAUCUGGGGGCCGCGGCACUGAGGAACCUGCCCGGCUUCAGGCCCACCACACGCCGCUCAUCCCGGCUCUUCAGCACCGGUACUGCCAGUUCGAGCGCCCUCUACCCGGGAGGCUGCCUGGACGAGCCCGACCAGCUGGACGACUGGAACCGCAUCGCCGAGCUGCAGAGACGCAACGGGGUCUGCCCCCCUCACCUGAAGACCUCCUACCCACUGGAGUCCACUGCGGCAGUGACCGACUCAGCCAGCACGGAGGACGAGCUGCGCCUGGGCGAUCCCAGCGGGACGCUGCGCCGCGCCACUCUGUUUCCCCAGGAGAUUAGCGCCAUGCGUAUGCGCGCCUUCCCCGACACCCACGACCCCAGCUGGAAGGGAGUGACCACCCGCCAACGCAAGCGGCUCUCCGAGGAGUCCCACCAGGGAGCCGGCACCCCCGAGGCCAAGAAGCAACUGAGCUGCUUCCCAAGACCAGCCAGCCCGAAGGGGAAGGACAAGCUGGGACAGGAACAGUUCGAGAGCCAAGCACGACGCCUGACUCAAAGCAAGGGCCGCGGCCAGGAUGACCGACGGAAGUCCAUGACCUACACGGUCUUCAACACACCGCGCAAACUGAGCAGCAACCUGCUGCGGGGAAUCAGCAAGAGGGCGAAUCCCAGGAAAACACCCAAGAAAACCCCAAAGAAGUCGCCCAGGAAGUCUCCCCGCUCAAACGCCAGAAAGGAUGCCAGCAGACGCAAGUUCUCUAGUGGCAAGAUGUGAGGAGGGGGGCUGAAGAGUAGCCCCCUCCCCCUCCAACCGACCCCGGAGUUGUAUUGACGCCGAGACCCACCCACCGCAUCCCCGUCACCGUCGGCCGCGAGCACCGGCGAGAGAGAGAAAGAAAAACUAUUUGCCUUAAGAGCGAGUGAGGCGCGUGAGGGGAAGACGGCCAGAGUGUUCCCACCCUCCCCAUCUCUCCCCC
Messenger RNA from Leucoraja erinaceus (little skate), 6513 nucleotides. It is a transcript of the gene numa1, whose product is annotated as nuclear mitotic apparatus protein 1. Lineage: Eukaryota; Metazoa; Chordata; Chondrichthyes; Rajiformes; Rajidae. Gene Ontology annotation, cellular component: spindle microtubule; spindle pole; centrosome. Gene Ontology annotation, molecular function: microtubule binding. Gene Ontology annotation, biological process: establishment of mitotic spindle orientation. The record is from RefSeq and is a predicted model, not a curated record.